AUGGUUUGGUACACUGAAACUACAGUCCAGUUACUCAAUGAACUAAUGCGUAGCAGGGAAGAUAUCCUAAUGUUAGUUAAAGAACAAUUGGAGAUUGCAAGUAACAGAAUGAAACAAAAAGCAGACAAGCACAGAUCUGAAAGAGUUUUUGAAGUUGGGGAUUCUGUUUACCUAAAGCUGCAACCUUAUCGCCAGACGACACUAGCACUGAGAAAGAAUUUAAAAUUAGCAACAAAAUACUAUGGGCCAUACAAGAUUACAGAGAGAAUCGGGGAAGUUGCUUAUCGUUUGAGCUUACCUGAGACAUCGAGAUUGCAUCCUGUCUUUCAUGUCAGUCUUUUGAAGAAACAUGUUGGAGACUCUGUCGUUUCCUCUACGGAUCCUCCUGCCAUGGAUAUAGAUGAUCAGUUUCGAAUAGAACCAUACAAAGUUUUGGGAAGAUGA
This is a messenger RNA of Hibiscus syriacus, 444 nucleotides long. RefSeq lists its product as uncharacterized. Bases 1 to 444 code for a protein of 147 amino acids. The transcript has a single exon. Lineage: Eukaryota; Viridiplantae; Streptophyta; Magnoliopsida; Malvales; Malvaceae. The record is from RefSeq and is a predicted model, not a curated record.